CUUCAAGUCUCCAAUGCCGUGGGAAGAACUUACCGAGGAAGAAAAAUGUAUGAUACCUUGGCUAGAAAAAUGUCACCAUGGAAUUGAAUGGAAUCCUGGUGACAUUCCAUACCAUCGACUUCAACAUGUAUUACAAAUCUUUACACGGGAUGUUAAAAAGAUAUUCGUUGAGGGAGAACAGAAAGCACUGUGGUUGAAAAAUUAUUUGCCGAAUACUCUAAUAUGUAAUGUCGAAGAUCUUGGAUGCCCUCCGCUCGAGAACAUAAAAAGUAAUAAAAAUUACUUUUGCUUGCACCAUCAUCUUUCUAUUAGAAGAAAACUAUCAUGUGCCGUCCAUAAUGCUCUUUCAAUAAGAGCAUGGUUAUUAAAUUAUUUGUCUGAAAAAUUUAGUCAAGACGAAGUUGAUAAUUAUUGAA
Molecule: messenger RNA, 416 nt
Organism: Nasonia vitripennis (jewel wasp)
Lineage: Eukaryota; Metazoa; Arthropoda; Insecta; Hymenoptera; Pteromalidae
Exons: 2
Coding region: 14-415 (133 amino acids)
Source: RefSeq, a predicted model, not a curated record